UAUAAGAUGUUGAUUAUUUAUUUAUUAUUCUUCCUAACCAUUCAUGGUUUCCUCCUAAAUAACCAACAAGGCAAUGGAGGACAAACUUUACCAGCCAACCAGUACAUGCCAUUAUCAACAUUUUUUGAGGAGGAGAAACGACUUCAACAGACAAUGGAAAAUCUUCAUCAUGACACAACGACACUUCGCCACGAUAUGGACAGUUCAUUUGCCCUUCUUACUGCACAACUUCAGCAGAAAUUAGACCUACUUGAUACAAAAUUAGCAAAUAUUGAUAAGAAAAAUGAGACUAACCAGGAUUUAGAAGAAAAAUAUAAAACAUUGGAGCAGAAUUACAAUAACGUUAGAAAUGAACUUCAACGAGUUACAAACAAAACGAAUCAUCUCGAUAAACUGUUACUAGUGCAAACAGGAUUAUAUUAUGACGCCCUAACAAACAUAUCAAUUCAAGCAAGUGAAUUGGCAGUCCUGAAAAAUACGGUUGCUUCGUUGGACAAAGAAAUUUUAAACUUAAAACAGCUAAGUAGCAUUCAACCACUUCGAGAAAUCAAAACUUUACAAAAUAAAGUACAAAUCAUUUCGGCACAAACUAAUUCGUUGAGCGUACAAGAACAUGCCCGUAGUCAGGACUUUCUAGCAUUGUACAAUCUGACUACAAGUUCUCUGAAUGAACUUACAGUUCAUACUAACAGUAAAUUAAAUCAACUUGAAAAUGAACAUAACACUUCCGUUCGUUUGAUGGAUCACCGUAUGGAAUUUCUUAUGAAUGAAACCAGAAUGACUCAACAGAGUAUGGACAUCCAGUUUAGCAAUAUUCAAAAGAAUCAAAGUGACUCUAUAAAUGAGAUUUCUAUGAGACUACAGGAAACUGACAAGAGAGACAAUUUGAAGUUCUCUGAUUUACAAAAACAGAUGAAUGAUAGCACAGAACCAGUGUUCAUGACAGCUCAUCCUACAUCCGGUACAUCUUCACCUGGCAUACUCAAGUUUGACAACGUCAAAUUCAGUGUUGGGAUGAGUAACCUGUCAUCAUAUAAAAGUACUGGGAAAUAUAUCUGUGAGAAAGCUGGAUUGUAUUUAAUUUCGGCUUCAAUCCAUACAAAUACAAAUAAUGGCUACUUCUACAUGUAUCUGAAUGGUAAACAGGUAUCGAAUACAAUGAUUAGUUAUAACAAUAAUAAUCCAUCUUUAAUGCAGUUUACCGGUACUGUUCUUCUAGCACUACAGUUACGUGCUAACGAUAGUAUGUGGGUGUACAGUAGUGCCAAUGUACAAAGUGGGUUAUGGUCGACCUUAACAAUCUUAAAAGUGAAAUAG
Mytilus trossulus (common blue mussel) is the source of this 1317-nucleotide messenger RNA. RefSeq names its product interaptin-like. The transcript is spliced from 2 exons. Gene Ontology annotation, molecular function: protein binding. NCBI's taxonomy places the organism in Eukaryota, Metazoa, Mollusca, Bivalvia, Mytilida, Mytilidae. Bases 7 to 1317 code for a protein of 436 amino acids. The record is from RefSeq and is a predicted model, not a curated record.